AUGACUGGCAACCCCUCAAUAUCUGAGACGGUUGCAACAUACAUGACGAGCCUCAGGACACGAAAGGUCCAUGCCAGAGAAACACCCACAAGCGCCUGUGCAAUCACUUCAGACAUUCUUGAACAACUAUUUGACUUCAAUCAUCUCCCCGAGAACUGGAACAUCAAGGAUUACAAUCCCCGAUCUCGCUUGCAGAAGGAGAACUUGCACCAGUGGGGUGGACCACUUGCUCGACAUGCGUUGAGUGCAAUCUAUGCCAUCACCUUUCUGUGCUUGCUCCGGUCAGACGAAGUCUUGAAAAUACGACGUGAAUACAUUGAGUUCAACAAGAAUGGGGUGACACUCACCUUACCGUUUCGCAAGACUCAUAAGGAUGGAGGGAUUCAACCAUUCCCUAUUCAAGCCCUACCGGAGGAGGAAGCACAUCUCUGCCCUGUCCGUGCACUCGGCGAGUGGAUGAAUGCCAGUAAGAUAAUGACAGGGUACAUGUUUCGAAAAAUAGUUUCCGGUGACUGGCCAUCCUCCCAGGAUAUACCAAUGACCUCUGAACAAUUCCUCGAGAUGUUCCGAAACAAUCUGCUGGAUCUUGAUAUUGACCCUUAUCCUUAUGGCACUCACUCAUUCCGGCGUGGUGGGUGUCAAUAUCUAGCAUCUCAGCGCCGGUGGACAAUACGCCAGAUCUGCAGCUGGGGUGGCUGGAGCCUCGAAUUCUCGAACCUCACUAUUGUCCGUUAUCUCAUUUCAUGGAACGACAAUCCUACCGAACGCCGCGAGGAUUUGUUCAAUCCAACACGACCACCUGCUCUCAAAUGCUACCACUGUGGGAGAAGCUGUCAUUGUGCAUAA
This is a messenger RNA of Cyclocybe aegerita, 846 nucleotides long. The record is from the annotation of a GenBank genome assembly. Lineage: Eukaryota; Fungi; Basidiomycota; Agaricomycetes; Agaricales; Hemipholiotaceae.